AUGGCACCCUUGAGGAUUGGCCAAUGGGCACUCACUACUCCCGAAACAGCUCGUACUACGGCAUCUGAGAAACCGCAGCCCAACGUCCUCAGCUGUGACGAUUUAAUGGACGAAAUGCGUUCUAUCCUCGAAGAUACAAAUGCCUCGACGGUCUACGUUCGCGAUUUCUCUAAGUUACGCGACGAGAUGAUUCUAUCUCAGCAUCGAAUGAAGGCAUUUAUGACUGCUGUAGUCAACAUCCACACGCUGCCAGCAAAUCAUCGCCAAGCCACCGUCGAUAACAUCUCUCAAGACGGCAAUCCAGCUUGCGACGCAACACCACCGCUCUCGUGUCAAGGUAUGGCGCCGCUGACUGCGCAAUAUACGACCAGUAUCUCAGUCACCGUGCAAACUGUCCCCCAGAGCCAAGCAGCUUUGGGGGCUGCUGUCCGGCGAGUCCCAAGACACGACAAACGCGCAACAGCACAAUGGCAGACUCUCACCCUGGCGGCUCCUCAGACCGUCGUUGGACAGAUGACGCCUGCUCCCAAGUCAGACGAAACCCCAAGCAAGUUGCACGAUUGA
Molecule: messenger RNA, 564 nt
Organism: Trichoderma virens Gv29-8
Lineage: Eukaryota; Fungi; Ascomycota; Sordariomycetes; Hypocreales; Hypocreaceae
Exons: 3
Coding region: 1-564 (187 amino acids)
Source: RefSeq, a predicted model, not a curated record